This is a messenger RNA of Metschnikowia bicuspidata var. bicuspidata NRRL YB-4993, 1760 nucleotides long. RefSeq lists its product as uncharacterized. Bases 200 to 1288 code for a protein of 362 amino acids. The record is from RefSeq and is a predicted model, not a curated record. Lineage: Eukaryota; Fungi; Ascomycota; Pichiomycetes; Serinales; Metschnikowiaceae. The transcript has a single exon.
AUGCGCGUCUCAUCAGAACACCUGGUGUUUCAUGUUCAGAAUCUGAUACAACGUUUGCUUUCGUUUCACAUCCUUGCACUUGAGCACCGUCACACAUAAAUCAAGGCAAGAAGCUUUUUUCUUCAUUCAACCCAAUUUACGGAGUUUAGUGAACUUAGAAUUCCUUCCAGAUAUCAAAGAAGUUGCUAGCGAUUACGACAUGUCUGCUGCGCCUUCAACACCAACUAGACCAAAGGCUCUGGCCAUGGGAUCCUACACUCCCAAAUCAGCUAGCGCACUGCGAAAAAGGCUUUCAUUUGAAAGAGACAAAUUUUCACGAGCAUCCAAGAGGUCGCCUUUUCUGGGAAAGGAAUGGGCCUGUGAUGGCGGGCUUCCCAAACCCUUGGAUUCGCCCGAAAAUAGUGAUUGUUCCGUUUUUUCGGAACAAAACUCGUCUGCAACGACCCCCAUCACACCGCUAUCGACUUCGAAACCGCAGUUUCUCAUGCCAACGCCACUGACUAUUGGAACAGGCCGUAAACCCCGAGGCGAAACAGGCUACUUGCGGCCCAUUGCAAAGUCAAGGUCCUUGCUCGCAAGCCUCCAGGCUAUACGCGAUCAGCCAUCGAAAGAGCCUUCCGAGAAGGACGCGUCCAAAGCGAAUGGGCUUCUUGAAGCCCCUGAGUUCAAAAAUGAUUUUGGUAAGUGUCUCAAGAAUUCAGGAACGUAUUUCUCCCCGGCACUUCAACUGAAUGUCAGUUUAUUUUCCACUGGCCAGAAUGCACCAGUCACCAGCUCAGGAAUUGCCGAAAUGACGCUUUUCGAGGCGAAGAAGCUGCUUGAAGAUCUGCCAGACAGGCACGACGCAAAUAAUACACCCCACACACCGUUGCGAAAGCCAAGAAUCGCGCAGAACCCCCAAUUUGAACUGUUUGUUGACUCCGAUGGGCCUGUGCAUCUUAUGAGGGUCGAAGAUCUAGAUAAGAUCCCACGGAUGAAAGUAACCAAUCCUUUCAUUGACCAGGACCCGCGCGACGAGCAAACUGAAAAACAAGUGAUCGAUUAUUCUACGCACAUGGAAAUGGUGAACACGCGCACAGGAGAGCGCAAAGUGGUAGUCUUGUCCGAGGAGCAAAGGAGAUUCAAGCCGAAGAAAUUGGACUUCACGCUGGCCGUGGCCAGUCCCCGAAUCCCCGACUACAAGAUCACCAACAAGUAUUUGGGGAGCAACAUUGGCAAAAACUUCACCAUGGGUGAGACGGGCCGGAAAGGCAUGCCUGAUUUUGACAUAUUCAAAGACCGCAGCUGACCGCAGGCUUGAAAUACACGCUGGACUGGUUCCACCGCAUGUUUUGCCCUGUGUUACCAGGGACUGUAGAGCUUACAACCAUUGAAAGUUCAUGUACCACUUUGUAAAAGCCUCGAGCAUCGGGAAAUUUCCAGCAUCCUAUACCAUCUCAAUCCAUAAAAACUUUCUCACAGAUUUUGUAGAGCUUCAAGCUAGUGGAAGAGUCUAAGAGAGCCUCAGGCCAGUUUGGAAUCACAAGAGUUUCAAGCCCGCUUGUACUUCCGAAUAUUGUCCCACGCAAUAGAAUUGGCGUUCGGUAGCUUGAUGACUUCUAUUUGGUUCAACAUCUCAGGCACGUUCUUGUCUGGGUAGCGGGCCACGUACCGCACAGGCUCGCUCAAGGCAUGGGCCGGGUCCUCGUCUUCCCCACGCAACUCACACGGAAGCUUCUCCAUAAUUUCGGCGUAGUCAGACGGAAGCAGGAAGCGGGCAG